CUGCUGCGCGGGGCUGGGCCCCUGCUGCGCCCCGCGGCCUCGGCCUCGGCCCCGGCCCCGGCCCGGCCUCGCGCGCUGGUGUACGAGCGGCACGGGGAGCCGGCUGACGUGCUGCAGUUAAAGGACCUAGAGCUUGGAGAACUAGGGGGUUCUGGGGUCCACGUUAAGAUGCUAGCCGCCCCCAUCAAUCCAUCAGACAUCAACAUGAUCCAAGGGACUUAUGCCCUUCUGUCUGACUUGCCUGCAGUAGGAGGAAAUGAAGGUGUUGGAGAAGUAAUAGAAGUUGGCAGUCAUGUGACUUCUUUGAAGCCUGGUGAUUGGGUAAUCCCAGGAGAUGCAGGACUUGGAACGUGGCGAACAGAUGCAGUGUUCACAGAGGAAAAGUUGAUGAAACUCCCAGGUGACAUCCCUUUGCUCUGUGCUGCUACUCUGAGUGUCAACCCCUGCACAGCCUAUCGGAUGCUAUCUGAUUUUGAGACCUUGGGGCCCGGUGAUUCUGUUAUCCAGAAUGCGGCCAACAGUGGUGUAGGACAGGCUGUCAUCCAGAUCGCAGGAGCCAUGGGCAUCAAAACAAUCAAUGUUAUCAGAGACAGACCUGACCUCCAAAAACUGGUAGAUAGACUGACGGCACUUGGUGCGGACUACGUCAUCACAGAAGAGAUGCUGAGAAAGCCAGAGAUGAAAGAAUUAUUUAAGAAAGUCCCAAAGCCCCGGCUGGCUCUGAACUGUGUUGGAGGGAAAAGUGCUACUGAGAUGUUGCGCCUUUUACAGCAUAAAGGGACCAUGGUUACAUAUGGUGGAAUGGCAAAACAACCUGUGACUGCCCCCGUGAGUGCAUUAAUCUUCAAGGAUGUGAAGCUGCGUGGGUUUUGGAUGACCCAAUGGAAGAAAGACCAAGCCCAUAACAAGGACAGACUGACUGGAAUGAUUCAGACUUUGUGUGAUCUUAUUCGUAAAGGGCAGCUCAGUGCUCCAGCCUGCACAGAGAUUCCACUGAAGGACUACCAAAUAGCCAUAGAGGCUUCCAUGAAGCCAUUCAUCUCAGCGAAACAGAUACUUGUUAUGUGAUCUUCAGCAAUGGAAUAUCAUCCUUGUUUCCAGAGGAUUUUUAAGAGGGGGCUGAAUCAUAGUCAGUUCUGGUCAUAUCAGAGACCCUGUAACUGGCUCCCAGCUGGUUUCAGGGAUGUUGCAUUCAGUGAUCUUGUCUCCUGAAGAGGAGGAAUCUCUAAAAUUUUUCAGUUGAGUUCACUUGAAGAGUACAAAAACCCACUCUGAAAUUUUGUGUGCACUGAACAUGAUUCUUGGAAGCAAAUUAUCUGUUUUUGGAGCUGAAUGCUGUUCUUUCCUCAGCUGAAAUUAGUUUCAUUGAAAUAAAGUCAGUAGUUUCUAAGGAGCAACCCCAGGGAUCCUAAAAAUGUGAAGGGAAAAACCAAUCCACUCCUGGAUUAUUGCUUACUGAAAUUGGCAGUCAGCAAGGAGACAAAUAGAAGCAGGUUUUGCUGGUUGUGCAUCUUCACUUACUCUGGAAAGCAACAGGGCUCCCAGCAAAUUGUCAAUGCAACCUUUUAGUACAAAGUUGACCAUCCCAGAGCAUGCCAUUGGCGAGGAAGCCUCUCUUCCUUUCUCCAUGGCUGGUUCACCUGAAGAUACUUCCAGAAAUGAAAAACUGACCUGGGUCAAACCCCCAUGCCAUCAUCAUAUACAUUACGUAGCAGGGGGACUUCAUCUGUAAUUUGCUAGUAAGGUCAGGGCUAGAGGUGCACUGAUAUACCAGUCCAUAUCGGAUCAGCACUGAUAAAAGGAAAAUUAAUAAUAUUGGCAAUCAGCUUUUGUUGGCCAAUAAUGUCACCGAUAAAUGUCGCAUGCAUGCACGUGUCCAGGAAUGCAGCCCAGCAGCUUGGAGAGCGACCUCCUGCCAGUAAGUCUGUGGUGGGGAAAGGGGGCGGGGGGCAGUUUGAAGCCCCCAGGGUGAGGGAAGGAGUGGGGCAGGCACUGGCCAGCCAUAGCAGGACACAAGAUGGGGACAGCUUGUCUGGGAGGCAUGGGUGGGGGUGGCUUCCCACUGCUGCAUGCACCCCCAGGAGAGGCAAGUGCCCCCCUGGAUUUGUGCACAAGGUGAGGGCAAGCUGCCCACUGUGGGGCCAGUGGCUGUGCUGGCCUCUUGGCAAGGGGGCUGGGCCAGGGCUGCAGUCAGGGUGGGCAGUGCUAGUGCUAGGAGAGGUGGUUACAAGGAAUUUUGAGGUGCCCCUAGCCACCCCUAACCAGCACUGCUACUGCCCCCACCCACUCUGAGCCCAGCCCCCGCUCCUCCCCCCUCUGCCUCCUGUGGAGAAGAGGCCAGCACAGCCCCUGGCCCCAAGCCUGCAGCAGCAGGGAGCUGCCCCCCGCCCCCUCCCUUGUCCCCCAGACAAGCUUCUUACAGCUCUGUCCUGUGCCCUGCCCCUGCCCACUCUCUCCCUCACCAUGGAGGACUCCAUCUGGCCCUCCCCUGUGCCCCUUCACCCCCUACAGACUUACUGGCCAGACACUACUCUCCAAGCUGCUGGGCUGCAUAUAGGCUAUCAGAUUGGUAUCAGCCAGUAUGGUUGGUUAAUAAUUGGUAUUGGCCAAAAAAAGUCUUUAUCGGUGCACCCCUCUAGUCAUGGCAAUUAGAGGGCUGAUCUUAUCACUAUAAAUAUGUUGACCUAGGGCAAAAAUUGUUGAAGUGUUAAGGAGAAUAAAUUCUCUAAUUUUGA
This is a messenger RNA of Alligator mississippiensis (American alligator), 2735 nucleotides long. RefSeq names its product mitochondrial trans-2-enoyl-CoA reductase (gene MECR). The record is from RefSeq and is a predicted model, not a curated record. NCBI's taxonomy places the organism in Eukaryota, Metazoa, Chordata, Crocodylia, Alligatoridae. The transcript has 10 exons. Gene Ontology annotation, biological process: fatty acid metabolic process. Gene Ontology annotation, cellular component: mitochondrion. Bases 169 to 1068 code for a protein of 299 amino acids. Gene Ontology annotation, molecular function: trans-2-enoyl-CoA reductase (NADPH) activity.